AUGGCAGAUCCGUUUGCGAAUCUUUUCUCGACUUUCAAAGGUGUUGAAAAAAAUGAGAGGACCACAGAUCAACAAGUAGGUGAUAAUCAAAAAAAACAAUCAGCAGUGUCUGAAAGAACCGGUUCCAAAUCCCCGGUUUAUACUGAUGUAGAUCAGCUGCUAGGUACGCUAGAUACGCGAAAACCUCAAAAUGACAGUCAAACGGUUCCAGACGAGUUGGACAACGCUUUUGACGUUUUCAAUUCCCCCAGCCCGCCACAAUUGGAUGAGCCAUCUAUUGAGUCUGUAUACCAGCCAAUAAAUUCGCAACCGCCAGUAGUAGAUGAAGUGAAAGAUAUGGAAAUAGCCAAACUCAUGUCGCUGGGGAUGAGUUUAGAAAAAGCCACAAGUUAUUACGAUCGGGGCAUGAUGUAUGAUCGUGUAGUGGACAGACUUAAAUCUCAAAGAAAAAGCGACCCAAGACCGCCCGACCGGGCUCCAAGUGAAGAGCCGGAUCUUUUCUCGCUCGCAUCAGGAUGGCUGUCAAAAGGACGGACUUUUUUGGACUCAACCUUCAAACAGACUUCCAGUCCUCACGUUACGUCUUUCAGUCAACACAUUUCAGCGCGCAGAGAACCCGAGAGAAUGCAAGUGGAAAGUCACGAUUCUUUUCGCUCCAAAGUUGUUGAGCAAAGAUUCUCAGUAAGUCCAGAAGAGCAGUCAUUGCCAACCUUUCCUCCUAUGGGAGAUAAUCAUGAACAUUACGAAGCGUCCCAGGCAACAAGUGCGAAACAAGAUCAUGAUGCGACUGGUCCAACAACUCAACCGGAAGAACAAGCAGAAAACUUGCUCGAUUUCGACUUUGAUUCGUCCUCUGAACCUAAGCAAAGCAACACCACUAACGAAGUCCAUUUGUCGCCCAUUGAGCUUCAUAGUUAUCAAGAAUUUAAAAGCAAAGCAUCUGAAGCUUUUGUGGCUGGCGAUUACGAUCUUUCUUUACAAAAUUACGAGAAAAGUCACAAUAGUUUGCCCUCAAACCAUCCUUGGCAAACUAUUUCACUUUCAAACAUGAUAGUAUCUCAAUUGAAGUUAGGCCAAUACCGACCUGCUCUUCAAAAUGCAAGCGAAGCAUUGAGCCUAGUGCCGCUGCAUCGUUUAGAUCAGGAAAUUCCACUUUUAGCACCAGUGAAAACCUUCAAAAGCAUGUGGACAAAGGUCAUGUUGAACAAAGCUGAAGCGCUUGAAGCAAUUGAAGACCAUAAAAAUGCUUUACUCGCAUACCAAUCACUCAUAGAAAAGGGAGUUACAUCUAAGAAAGUUCUAGAUGGCAGGUUGCGUUGCCAGAAAACUUUGGAUCCGGAGAAAUUCAAAGCUGCUACGAAAUCAAAAGUUAAACCUGUUCAUAACACUGAAAGAAAAACAAGCUCUGCCACUCCUCGUAACGACAUUAAAACCAAAUCAGCUCAAGAGAAGCAGACCAAUGCUUUGGAGGAUCAACGUUUUCUCCUCCAUGAUCAGGUCGAGCAGCGUGUACUUGCUUGGUCAAAAGGCUAUGAAAACAAUCUCCGGGAACUGCUUGCUCGUUUACAAAUGAUAGUCGAUUGGUGCGAUUGGAAAGAAGUACCUUCUUCUACUUUAGUCAUGCCCAAGAAAGUCAAAAUUACUUAUCUGAGAGCAGCAUCUAAAACACAUCCUGACAAGAUACAGGAUUCUUGGCCAAUGGAAAGAAAAAUGAUCGCUGAACAUGUCUUCACGAUUUUGAGUAAAGCCUGGGAAUUUUUCAAAGAGGAGCACAAAAUAUCAUAA
This is a messenger RNA of Lachancea sp. 'fantastica', 1785 nucleotides long. The record is from the annotation of a GenBank genome assembly. Lineage: Eukaryota; Fungi; Ascomycota; Saccharomycetes; Saccharomycetales; Saccharomycetaceae.